UCACGGGUGGGCGUGGCUCCGAGGCUAUAAAAGGCUGAGCCGAGCCCCUUCCGCUGCUGUCACGAGGUCUGCGCGAAGAUGGAUCCGGAAUCCCCUCCCCGCGAGCUGGAGCUGUCGGCGCUGGAGGCCGAGAAGGAGCCGAUGGCGGCGGCGGCCGAGCCGGGCCCCGAGCCGGGGACCCCCGCUCAGGCUCCCUCCCCGCACCGAGACCCCAUCCCCGGGCCCGAAUCGCGGCCUGGCGGCGAGAAGAACGGGCUGGUGAUGAAAAUCCCCCCGGAGGAAGAAGAGGAAGCGGCUUUGGGGGGUCCCGGCCUUUCGGGGAGCCCCAAAUUCACGGGGCUGGGCAAGGAGGAGCUGCUGAGGGAGGCCGGGACUCCGCUCUGGGUCCGGGCCCGCCUGGUGCUGCUCGUGUUGUUUUGGGGGGGCUGGAUCGGGAUGUUGGGGGCUGCUGCUGCUAUCGUGGCUCAGGCUCCUCGCUGCCAGCCCCUGCCCGACAAGAACUGGUGGGACCUGGGGGCGCUUUAUAGAGCCCCCCCCAAAGCCUUCGGGGGAAACCUGAAAGGUGUGGAGAAUCGUUUGGGGUACCUGAAGGAGAAGCUGCAGGUGGGGGGGCUGCUGCUGGGCCCUGUGUACCCCCAAAAAUCUGCAGAGGCCAAAAUUCCCCCCCUGAAGGAGCUGGACUCAGCCCUGGGCUCCAUGCAGGAUUUCAAAGCCCUGCUGGCGGCUGCCAAGGACAAAGGGCUGAAGGUGAUUCUGGACCUGACCCCAAACCCCUCUGGGGGUCCUGUCUGGGGGGAGGCAGCCAAGGACCCUGAGGUGCAGCAGGAGGUCAAGAAUGCCCUGAAGCAUUGGCUGAGCCAGGACAUCGCUGGGAUCUUCCUGGAUGGGAUUGAGGAGCUGCAGCCCUCGCUGGUGGCCGAGUGGAGGAACCUGACGGAGCAGCAGCAGAGCCCCAGCGGGGUGGACAGGGUGCUGGUGGGGGGCACUCGCCUGCAGGAGCCCUGGAACCUCCUGCACAACCCCCGGGGGCCGCGGCUGCUGCUGGGGCCGUUCCUGCAGCGACUCCUGGAGCCUCAACCCGACCAGGAAUCAUCCCAGGGAGCCCUGGGGAGCCUGCUGGGCUUCCUCAGCUCCAACAGCUCCGUGGGGCUGGGAUGGAGCGUGGGGUCCCCGUGGCAGCUGUGGGUGAGCCCCGAGCUGAGGCUGCAGCAGCUGCUGCUGCUCUGGGGGCUCCCCGGGACCCCCGUGCUGAGCUACGGCGACGAGCUGGGGCUGGAGAGGACCCCAAAAAAUGGAGAGCUGCCGCCGAUGCCCUGGGACUGGAUCGAGGGCGUGGAAAAGGGCGGGAACAGCUCACAGGAGCUGGAUCUGUGCAAGGCCCUGGCCUCGCUGCGGGCCCGCGAGCGCUCGCUGCUGCUGGGGGAGGCUCGGGCCGUGUCCACACGCUCGGCCGUCGCCGUCCUGCGCUCCUGGGACCAGAACGAGCGUUUCCUGCUGGUGCUCAACCCCCACAAGGAAGAACUCAAACCUUUUGCUUCCAAACCCAAACCCGAGGGGCCCAGCCUGCCCCCCAAAGCCUCGCUGCGCCUCAGCACCGACCCCGCGGGGUCCGGGGAGCAGGAGGUGCAGCUGGAGGAGCUCAGGGUGGGAGGGCACCAGGGGGUUCUGCUCAGCUUCCCCUACAGCCCUGUGUGACCCCAAACCCAUCCCCCCACACCUGCACUGACCCCCUCCCCCACCAGCCUUGGAUCCCCCAUUUGAGAUGGGGUCCCUCUCUCACUCAUUUUUUGGGUUCUCAUCCCACUCACUGCACCCCAAAAUCGCUUUUUUGGGGUUUUCUUUCUUUCUCUCCACACUCCAUUUUGGGGGUUGCUCUUUCUGUUCUUAGGGGGAUUUGGGGACCUCUCAAAUACUGAAUAAAUAAAUUGCAUUUGUGUUUC
Molecule: messenger RNA, 1940 nt
Organism: Catharus ustulatus (Swainson's thrush)
Lineage: Eukaryota; Metazoa; Chordata; Aves; Passeriformes; Turdidae
Gene: SLC3A2
Product: solute carrier family 3 member 2
Exons: 10
Coding region: 79-1695 (538 amino acids)
Biological process (GO): amino acid transport; carbohydrate metabolic process
Source: RefSeq, a predicted model, not a curated record